AGUAUGUAAUCCGCGACCGCGGUACACCAGCAAAUCCGCUUCCCAAGACUAUACUUUCACCUAGCCCCACGUCUGCCGUUUCUUACACCUCACUUCAUGCCUUCUGUCAACACUCCCUUUACUUCUCUCCUGCUUCUGCUGCUCCGAUUGCAGAGUCCGGAAAGGAAGAAGAAAGUAGGGUUUCUGGAAAUAUCAUUUCGCUUCUCAAAUCGACGGUGGUGAUGACAGUGAUGAUAAAUGAGGUUGGGCUGGUUUUGCUGCUGAGGGUGGCUUGGAUUGCAGCCACCCUUCCAAUUCUCAUAGCAUCCAUUCCCGUUUCUGCUCUCAAUCGCUUCCACGCCGCUAUGUUGGGAUUCGCGAAAAGGGGAAAGAUCAUGAAUCAUCAAUCUCCAUCGUGCAAUAGGUUUACUGUUCCCCAGAGAUUCUUCUUGCAUUUCUACGUGGUGGCUGUGGUGUGGACGACAUUCUUGCUACUUUUGACAUGGCUCUAUGCCUAUAGAACAACGUCACAGUUAGGUUUGGAAUAUUUCAAUUAUUCUGCAAUUGCUAGCCAUUUGACGGGAGGUUCACAUAUGUUUUCCUUUAACAAGUCACGUACGACUCCUGCAAAGCAUAGUUACCAGAUAUGGCAAGCAGUACUUUUGCUUUUAUUGAUGGAAGUUCAAGUCUUGAGACGCCUUUACGAGACAUUAAACGUGUUCAAAUAUAGCCCUUCUGCUCGAAUGCACAUGUUUGGCUAUCUAACUGGGUUAUUUUUCUACACAGCAGCUCCACUGUCACUUUGCAGCUUUUGUGCACCUGAGUUGUUGAGGUAUGCAGCUUAUCUAUUUGUUGAGUUCAUCGUUAAAGGCCGAGAUCGAGUUGCAGCUUUUGAGUUCGAUUGGUGGGGAUAUGUGAAGCCCCUGACAAAACUGGGAUUUUGCCAGUGGGUAGGUGUGGCGAUUUUUGUUUGGGGUUGGAUACAUCAGUAUCGUUGUCAUGCUAUUCUUGGUUCAUUGCGGGACCACAAGGAAGAGGCCACUGAAUAUGCAAUUCCACGCGGGGAUUGGUUUGAAAUUGUUUCAAGCCCCCACUACCUAGCUGAAAUUGUUAUAUAUGCAGGGAUUCUGGUUGCCAGUGGAGGAUCAGAUCUAACAAUAUGGCUUCUUUUCACAUUUGUGGUGUCAAAUCUCGUGUUUGCAGCAGCAGAGACACAGAGGUGGUAUCUUUGUAAAUUUGAUAAUUACCCAGUCUCCCGUCGUGCAAUUCUUCCAUUUCUCUAUUAGAUAGUAAGGAACCGAGAAGUGAGAAGACUGCCAGUUUCUCGUGUUUGCAGCAGCAGAGACGCAGAGGAUGGGCACAUUUCUCAAUCCCUAUCUUGGUGUUUUCCCUCAGCCAGCAUUCCAAACAGGUGGAGAUUGCCUUUCGGACCAUCCUAACCUUUCCACAUGGUGGGCGUCAGAUGCUGCUGCAAAGGAAGCCCGUGGCUGGAAAACUCUAGACUAGUGUUUUAGAUAGCUUACACUGCAUGUUGUGUAUAGUAAGCAUUAAUGCUAGCUUAAGUCGCGUGUAGCCUAUGCUAUAUAUAUAUAUAUAUAUAUAUAUAUAUAUGAUAAUCUUCAUAUGCUACAUGGUACAUAGCUACAACAUUAAAAUCAAUUAAUGUUUUCAAUGAUGUGUUGUAUUUUCUAUUUUCUAUUGAAAGUAGUUAAUCUUUCCAAUGCU
Molecule: messenger RNA, 1704 nt
Organism: Magnolia sinica
Lineage: Eukaryota; Viridiplantae; Streptophyta; Magnoliopsida; Magnoliales; Magnoliaceae
Product: polyprenol reductase 2-like
Exons: 7
Coding region: 222-1265 (347 amino acids)
Biological process (GO): dolichol-linked oligosaccharide biosynthetic process; polyprenol catabolic process
Cellular component (GO): endoplasmic reticulum
Molecular function (GO): 3-oxo-5-alpha-steroid 4-dehydrogenase activity
Source: RefSeq, a predicted model, not a curated record